CUGUUCCCCGAGACACUGACAUGGGAAAAUCACUCUCUCACCUGCCUAUGCAUACAUGCAAGGAAGAUGGCUAUGAUGGAGGCACGGCAUCUGAUAAUAUGAGGAACAGGUUAGUUCACUCAGAAUCACACAACGAAGAUGGCAGAUGUGGAGAUGUAUCACAGUUUCCCUACGUGGAAUUUACAGGAAGAGACAGUGUCACCUGCCCAACUUGCCAGGGAACAGGAAGAAUUCCACGAGGGCAGGAAAAUCAGCUGGUAGCAUUAAUUCCAUACAGUGAUCAGAGACUGAGGCCAAGAAGAACAAAGCUCUACGUGACUGCUUCUGUAAUUGUAUGUUUACUCCUUUCUGGGCUGGCUGUAUUCUUCUUGUUUCCUCGCUCAAUUGACGUUGAGUACAUUGGUGUGAAGUCAGUAUAUGUCACUUAUGAACAGGGUAGACAUAUAAUAUAUCUAAAUAUUACGAACACACUAAAUAUAACAAACAACAACUAUUAUUCUGUUGAAGUGGCAAAUAUCACAGCCCAAGUUCAGUUUUCAAAAACAGUUAUUGGAAAAGCACGUCUGAACAACAUCACCAACAUUGGCCCUCUGGAUAUGAAACAGAUUGACUAUAUGGUGCCCACAGUUAUACAAGAUGAAAUGAGCUAUAUGUUUGACUUCUGUACUUUAGCAUCUAUUAAAGUGCAUAACAUUGUAGUGAUGAUGCAAGUCACAGUGACAACCUCUUAUUUUGGCCACUCUGAGCAAAUAUCCCAGGAGAGAUACCAGUAUGUGGACUGUGGAGGAAACACAACCUACCAGCUGGGCCAGUCAGAAUAUUUAAAUGUACUUCAGCCUCCGCAAUAAAAGCACCUGUUGGUUAGUGUGGAAUGACUGCUGUUGAUGCUUGCAGAGAUCCUUUGAAUAGGACUGGUACUACGUGAAGGGGAGAGUAUGUGCAUGUAAAGCAUAGGAACAUGGUGACCUGUUCACUUUAGAUGCAAGGAGGGAAGAGGUGCAAAAUGUAUAUAGGUGCACUUGUUAAAUGUUGUGUUUUCCCCUUCUGUUAGCUUUUUAUUGCUGUAAGCACUUCUGUCAAGUUGUGUGGUGGGAGGGAGAGGGGGAAUAUCAGAUUCUUGAACUGGGACCUUUCCUUACAGUGUGGUACAUCAACAUAGAGUAACUGUGUGUAUGUCUGUGUUUAGGUGAAAUGUGUCACUAAUAAGCACUUUAGAGAAAUUUAAUACUUACAAAUUUUUUUAUACUUCAGUUCUUGAUAUUUGGCUAUUGAAACUGGCAGUAUUACUACUUAAGUAACAAGAUUACUUUGAGGUAUCUGGGUGUGAAACUUAUGUUAGCAAGCCAGUAGUAAUAGUUCUUUAUUUUGGGAUUCUACUUUUAAUUUGCUAGACAUGAUUAGGGGUGACAUGCAGCCUGUUGAAGCCAGGAAAACUCUCUUGGAUGACACUAUACUUGAAUGUGCAACGUCUAGGUUCUGGCAUCUUUUCAUUCAUACUCCCUCCUGCUACCUCUGGGACAUUAGAAGAAGAAUGUGUGUUGUUAAAUUUAAAGUUGGGUUUAAAAACAAAACAAAAACCAACCCCCCAGGAUCAUUACUGACAAAGGAAAAAAUCUAGACUAUAGGAAAUAAAUGGGUAAGAACUUUAGCAGUGUCUCUUUACCUUGUUUUUGAGUACAGCUAUUAAAGUCAGGAUUGUGCAGUUGGAACUAGGUGGGAAACUGUUUGAGCAUGGGUCUGGGCAGCUUGAUGUAAAUUUUCAUCAUUUUUACUGUUUUAAUAUGCUGUGUAUUUAAGCUACUUCUAAGUGUUAAUAUGUUGGGGUGUGUAUAUUUAGUGUACAGACUCGGUAAGCGAUGUGGUAGUUACCUGAAUCUCCAGAGCACUCAGUUCACAUCAAAGCUAUGUAAGGGAGAAUAAAACAACUCUUGCUGCAAGAGUAAAUGCUGAUGUGAUCAUGAGACUGACUUACAAUGAAGAUGUUAAAUAGUUUUAGUAGGAUAGUUUGCACAGUGAGAAUUUCUGGAGUUAUCAAAUAUGCGAUUGUAAAUUUUGGGGUCCAAAUUUGCUUGACUUAUGAAGGCUGACUGUUCUGAGGGUUAGGUACAAAACUGUUUCAUUAACUAGAUCAGGAUUUUUUUAAUUUCUGAAUUAAGAUGUAGCUGUAAGAAGCUACUAUUGAGACUUAUGUUUAAUGCAUUUUUUUUUAAAUUGAUGUUAUGGUUUUUAUGCUGCCUAUCUCCUGGAAAUAAGCUAUAUAAAAUGAAUUAGCAAUAAACACUAUGAAAAAGGCUGCUGAAUAACUUUUUGCAACUAACAAUCUCUUAUGCUUCAAUAUUUCAGCGAAAGUACAUGUCUAUAUUACCCUUUUUCUUUUUUGGCCUUUCUUAGGUGGACCUGGUUGCAUGGGUGGGGGAAAGAAUAUCAGUGUUGUAAGACUGCUUUAAAAGAAAUUUAAGUAACCAAACAAAAAAGCUUUCCUGUUUGAAUUGCUAUGAGCACUUAUUCUAAACGCCUGUGAAAAAUUUCAGAACCUGAACUGUUGGUUCAUAUAAUUAAGACGAAGAUGUCAGCUUUGGAGAACUUCUGGAACUGGAAUAGUCUAUUCUGAUGACUUACUGUAGCUACAUGCUGAAAAUUAUUUGUGAAUCUGGGCGCUUAAAACUAAACAUUCUUUAUUAUAGCUUAUAAUCGUAAGGGAAGCUAGUUCACAGUUGAUUCUAAUCUGCCUAGAGCAUAGAUAGUGUUCAGUCCUGUGGCUGAUAAAAUGCAUGCGGAAGCUUUUCUGAUAGUCUGAGAAGAUGCAGGUGGUAUAAGUAAAGACCACGAUGGUGGAGAGCUGGCUAGAAGCAGAGAGGUAAAUUCUUUGUGUUAUCUCUUGUAGUAAGAUUUGUUUAUAUUGGAGAACAGGGAGAAAAUUCUGGUUUAAAUCAUGUCAGAUCUGAAGUCAAGCAGCAAGUGAUACAGGUUUUCUCUUCUAGGCCAAAGUGUUUACACCUAGAGUGUUGGUUUUGUUUGAAACUUGUUGUUUGUUUUAAAGUAGAAAAAGAAGAAAAAAGAUCUAGGCAAAUAUUUAUAUCAACUUAAAUUUUUCUUCAAAGGAUAAAGGUAGUUAGAAUAACUAGAGUGGCACAAUGAUAAAAUUGAUACGGCUUGAACAAGCAUGGCAGGGGAGAUUACACUGUUGCACAGUGAGACUCAGACUGACCUUUGAAAGUUUGGCAGGCAUGCUGAGCGAAAUAUAUAAAUCUGGGUUUUAAGUUCCAUGAAAUGCUUGGUAUUGUCUAAUUUAAAGAAUUACAAGUGGAAUCAUUCAUUCCAUGUAUGUGGCAGAAGGGGGAAGAUACAACUCCUAAUGUCUGUCAUCAGGGGUAUCUAAUGGCUAUGAAUCUUAACACCAUCAAUUUGUAGUAGACUUACUGAAAGACUGAGUGUUCUCAUUUAAAAAGAAAGUAAAGGGUGGAAUAAAGACCCUGUUGGUGAAUCCUCACCUUAAGUCAGUUACAGGAGCAUCAAAGGCUUAAGAUUCUGCAAGUGCUAGUAUGUUCUUGCAAGACUGUCAGCAUAUUGCUAACCAAACAAAGCAAGUAUUUGGAUUUAACUACUAAGUUUAAUAUAACAUCUUGUCAGAUAAGCAGGUAAGCAUCUGUUUGAAUACUUAACUUAGACUUCAUUUCUGUGGCUGAGCUUGGAAACAUGCUAAGGGAGGAAGGGAAGUCAGUAUUAACUUGUAUAACUUUAUAAAACUAUGAGGGUAGAUCCAAAUGAUAGACCUGUAAUCAUUUCACACUUACUUAUCUUGAUUGUAAAAUAAAAAAAGCAAGCUUUUCAGUUCACUGUAAAUCAGUAAGUGCAAAUUCUUUUCCAGAAGAUCAGCUUAAAAUGUAAAUUUUUUUCUAGUUAGUUUUCCUGGUUGUAAGAUGAUUUCUGAAUGACUUCGGAGUGAUUCAUAUAUCAGUUGCAACUUCCCCAUAAUCUUCAAAUACUGUCAAAUACAUAUAUACUGGCAUUGUAUUGUUGUUUUUCAAGGGAUUUAUUUCUAGUAUAAUUUUUUUCAUUUGAAUUACUUGUAGCAGUUCUGUACCAAAAUUUGUUGCACUUCAAAAUGGAAGCUCUGUUAGUUAUCUUUUAAAACAGUGGCCCAGGUGUUGCACUGUAAUGGCACAAUUGGAAAAUGUAAUGUAUUCUGUAUAGAAUAACUGUAAAACUAAGGAAUUAUAACAAGGUAAACUAAUAAGGAAUGCAUGAAAAUGUCAGCUAUUUGGCCAUUCUGACAUGGAG
Athene cunicularia (burrowing owl) is the source of this 4281-nucleotide messenger RNA. It is a transcript of the gene TMEM106B, whose product is annotated as transmembrane protein 106B. Gene Ontology annotation, cellular component: lysosomal membrane. The record is from RefSeq and is a predicted model, not a curated record. NCBI's taxonomy places the organism in Eukaryota, Metazoa, Chordata, Aves, Strigiformes, Strigidae. The transcript has 8 exons. The coding region runs from base 21 to 848 and encodes 275 amino acids. Gene Ontology annotation, biological process: lysosomal transport; lysosome organization; dendrite morphogenesis.